Messenger RNA from Triticum dicoccoides, 981 nucleotides. RefSeq names its product V-type proton ATPase subunit C-like. Gene Ontology annotation, molecular function: proton-transporting ATPase activity, rotational mechanism. The transcript is spliced from 9 exons. Gene Ontology annotation, cellular component: vacuolar proton-transporting V-type ATPase, V1 domain. Gene Ontology annotation, biological process: proton transmembrane transport. The record is from RefSeq and is a predicted model, not a curated record. NCBI's taxonomy places the organism in Eukaryota, Viridiplantae, Streptophyta, Magnoliopsida, Poales, Poaceae. Bases 1 to 981 code for a protein of 326 amino acids.
AUGAGCUCCUCCUCCGUCGCCGCGGCUCCGGUCGUGCGUUCCAGCACGUGGGACGGCUCGGAGGUCGACAUUGACCUCAUUGAAUUCCUCCGCAAGACACGCCGGCUCCCCGGCGCACACCUUGUGCGAGCCCGCACCGCGCCGGCGGGGGAGAUAUCCCCGGCGCCGGAGGAGGAGGCCAACGCUGCUCUUCAGCAGGAACUGGGAGAGGCCAGUACCGCCUUGCGCACCAAGGAGGAGGAGUGCGGACUCGACUCCCCUGGCCUCCGCGCGCAGUUCACCGUCCCGGAUCUCCGCCCCGGCACGCUCGACUCCCUGCUCGCCCUCAGCGACGACCUCGUCAAGUCCAACAUCUUCAUCGAGGGCGUCUCCCACAAGAUCCGCCGGCAGAUCGAGGACCUGGAGCGCGCCGGAGGGGUCGAGCCCGGCACCCUCACCGUCGACGGCGUCCCCGUCGACAGCUACCUCACCAGGUUCGUGUGGGACAAGGGAAAGUACCCCGUCAACGCCCCGCUCAAGGACCUUUCCACACUGACCAAAUUACGCAUGGAUGACAGUAAGAUUUUGGAACAUUGGCAGAUGCAAAUAAGUGUUUUGGUUGGAUGUUACAUUUACAGAAGGACUGAAUAUGCCCUUUUCCAGGUUAGAGUUGCUGAAUACGGUAAUGUUAAGAGCCAGCUUGGCGCAAUCAACAGGAAGCAAACUGGGAGUUUAGCAGUUCGUGACCUUUCCAACCUCAUAAAGCCAGAAGAUAUGGUCACUUCGGAACAUCUAGUGACACUCCUUUCUAUUGUGCCAAAGUAUUCCCAAAAAGACUGGUUAUCAAGCUACGAGUCACUUGAUACGUUUGUGGUUCCGAGAUCAUCAAAAAAGCUUUACGAGGACAAUGAGUAUGCUCUCUACACUGUAACAUUAUUUGCCAAGGUUGUUGACAACUUUAAGGUCCAUGCUCGUGAGAAAGGUUUCCAGUGCUACUCCUAG